UGGAUAGUUUCCAGUUUCAAGGUGGCUCUACUUCCAAGCUGACCUCUUUAGCAAUAUCUGGAAAACAGAUUAUGUGUGAAAUUCCCACACCCACUUGUACUGAAUUACUGGAAAGCACGAAGGUCACUAUACAUGAUGUGAUUAUGUAUUGCUUUGAACUGCUGCAGGUAAGUUAACAAAUUUCUCGACACAUGGCAGUGAUAAUAAACCUGAUUCUGAUAUACCGUAUGCUGCCUGACCUGAGUACCUACAGCAUUUUGAUUGUGUUGCAUUGGCAAGUUGCAGUCAUGCAUCUUGUAGAAAGUCAGUGGAUUACACUGCAGCCAUGCUGCACCAGUGUUGGAGGAAACAAACAUGAAGAUUGGUGGCAUGAGGGCCAACCAAGUCUGCUUCCUUUUCCUGCCUGACAGCAAAGUGUUGUUAAAGUUGCACUCCAGAGAGGAAGAUAGAUACUUUAUGAUCCCAAAGGAAAUGACAGUGUCACAGUAGCAUUACAAGUGCACAGAUAUACAAAUAUAUGAAUAUUAGAAGAGCAGUAAGAUGAACAAAAAGUAAGUCACCUGAAACAGCCUAACAAGAGGGGAUCAUCACUUCCCCAGCUACAGGUUGACUCAUUUUAGCGCCUAAUGACUAAGGGCAUGAAUAACCUCAUACUGCGCUUUUUGGCGCAGCACUGUAGUCUAUUACUAAAAAUGUACCCCUGUUCAGUCGAGGUGACACGCAGAGGAUGGGAAACAUUGCCAGGAUCUUCCAUAGGGUCCUUUGUUCUACCACAGCCUCCAGUGUGUCCAAUUUGACUCCGAAAACAGAGCCAGCAUUCUAAUCAGUUUAUUGAGCCUGUUGGCAUCAUCCAUGUUGAUGCCAUUGCCCCAGUACACCACCUCAUAGAAGAGUGUACGGGCAAUAGCAAGAUGGCAGGACAUGUGAAGGAGAGGCCUGCAUAUUCCAAAAGACCUCAGUCUCCUCAGGAAGUAGAGGCAACUCUGGCCCUUCUUGUACACCACCUCUGUGUAGGUUCUCCACUCAAGACUGUCAUCCAGGUGCACCCCCAGGUACCUGUAGGUCCUCACCACAUCCACGUCCUCAUCAUCAAUAGUAACAGGGAUCAAAGCAGUGUUAGUCUUCCUAAAGUCCAUCACCAUUAACUUAGUCUUUCUGAUGCUGUGCUGCAGGUUAUUCAGCUUACAUCAUUUGACAAAGUCCUCCACCAGGGCCCUGUAUGCAUUCUCCCGUCCUCCCUUUAUACACCCAACUAUCGCUGAGUCAUCAGAGGAUUUCUGCAGAUGACAUGACUCAGUGUUGUAUCUAAAGUUCGAGGUAUACAGGGUAAACAAGGAGGGAGCCAGGAACGUCCCCUGUGGGGCCCCAGUGCUACUUACAGCCAUGUCUGACACACAGUUCUGAAACCACACGAACUGUGGUCUGCCAAUCAAGUUGUCCAUUAUUCAGGAUACAAUGGAAGUGCCUACCUGCAUUGAAUGAAGCCUUUCUCCAGCAAUGAGGGCUGUAUGGUAUUGAAGGCACAUGAGAAAUCAAAAAACAUGGUCCUCACAGUGCUGCUUGCUUAUCCAAAUGGGAGUAGGCUCUGUUCAGCAGGUAGGUGACGACAUUGUUGAUUCCAAUAUGUUCCUGGUAGGCAAACUGCAGGGAAUCGAGGUCUGGUCUGACCAGGGGUCAAAGGUGAGCCAGGACUAGGGUCUUCAUGAUGUGUGAGGUCAGUAGUUAUUCAAGACUUUCAAUUAGCUCCCUUGGGUUCUGGGACCAGACUUGAUGUUUUCCACACAGUUUAGACCCCUUCCAGGCUGAGACAGAUUGAAAAUGCACUGGAGACCUCCACACAGCUGCUCAGCACACUCCUUCAGGAUCCUGGGGUUCACACCUACCAAUCCCAAUGCUUUGCCAUGUCAGAGUUUUCCCAGAGCCCUUCUCACCUACUCUGUAGUAACGGUGAGUCCAUGGUGACUGUGGAGUUGGUGGAAGGUGGGAACUGCAGGAGUUGAAGAUCGGGACAUAGCGGAUGGUUUGCGGAGGUGAGGAAGGGAUGUAGACAGUGGUAGCCUAUGUUGUUCAUCAAUGUGUUGAAUUGGCAGGGGAGAGGAAGAAGGAGGGGAGACUUUAGUGCUGAGGGAGCACUGGGGGUCUUGGCACCUGGAUUGGUGUGCUGACGGGGGUGUGGACAGGAGGACAAUUGUUAAACCUAUUGAUAAAUUGGUUUAAGUCAUUCACCCAUUCAUGGCUGCAUUCCAAGGCUCUAUACCGGGGGUCGGCAACCUGCGGCUCCCGAGCCAUUUGUGGCUCUUUCACCUCUGUGCUGCGGCUCCCUGUGGCUUUGGGAAAUAAUUGGUCAGUAUUUAAUUAAAAUGUAUUUUAUGUUAGUUUGUUAGCUUUUGAAAUGUAAUUCUAAAUUUGAAGAUUAUGGUGAUCUUGUACAAUCUAAGUGUGGCGACACAUUUCCUGGCACAUCCGAAACGGCUCACAAUUAGCCAGCAUUCCGGCUAAGGGAGAUAGCCUACGGGGGUUUGUGAGUACGCGUCUUUUGCAGCAUCUGCGUCCAUGGGGGCUGGGUUGAGGGAGGCUUAAAAGUAAGGCUGUUUAGUUCGAAUAAAGUUAUUCGACUGCAGUUUACUGACUGCGUGAGCACACCGCUACAACGUGUUUUUAUCGCUAUUAAUAUACGUCACCACUGCCAAUACCUGACACCCGCCAGUGCGCGAUUUCUUUAAUUUUUCGAUCCAAGGUAAGCCAACUAUGGAGAAUUCUAAAAAAAGAAAAGUGACUGAAGAAAACAGAACGUUUAAUGAUACGUGGACAGAUUCAUUUGCUUUCACUGUUGACGAGACUGGUUUACCGGUAUGCUUAAUAUGCAAUGAGAAACUAGCAAACAACAAAAAGUCAAAUGUCGCAAGGCAUUUCCAGAAUAAACACGCAGCCUUUGCUCAAAAAUAUCCGGAUGGAGAUGAGAGAAAAAAAGCCGUUUCGGAACUGAUGCGGAAGGUUGAUCUGAGCAAAAAUCAUUUCCAGAAAUGGAUGAAGUCUGGAAAAUCAACGACAUACGCCAGUUAUAUUGCCGCUCAGGAAAUAGUCAGGCACGGGAAGCAGUUUACAGAUGGUGAAUAUAUAAAAGAAUCUUUCAUUAAGAUUUCAGAACAUCUAUUCACGGACUUUAAAAACAAGAGUGAAAUUGUGCAGAAAAUCAGGGAUAUGCCCCUCUCUGCAAAGACUGUCAAAGACAGAACCAUAAAAAUGGCAGAAGACAUCACAAGACAGCAAAUUAAAGACAUCAAUUCAGCUGUGGCCUACUCGAUUGCCUGUGACGAGUCUAAAGACAAAGGUGAUAUUGAACAAAUAGCGUUGUUCUGCCGGUAUGUAAACUCUGCCGGGCCACAGGAAGAACUGAUUGAGUUGAUACCUCUAAAAGACCAAACACGGGGGGGAGGACAUCUGUGAGGCUGUCUUGAAUUGUUUAAGAGCCAAAGGAAUAAAGACCACCCAUCUGGUGUCAGUAGCUACUGAUGGGGCACCGAAUAUGACGGGAACGCACAAGGGAUUUGUGGCUUUACUGCAGAAGUCGCUGGACAGAAAGCUGCUGACUUUUCACUGCAUCUUGCACCAAGAGGCACUGUGCGCUCAAACAUUUCCUCCGGAAUGCACAGAAGUAAUGGAUGUUGUCAUUCAGAUUGUCAAUAAAAUAAUGGCAAAAAGUUUAAAUCACCGUCAAUUCCGUUUGUUACUGGACGAGCUGGAAAGCGCAUAUUCUGAUCUCCUGCUGCACAACAAAGUCCGGUGGCUGUCCAAAGGGGAGGUGCUGAAACGCUUUGUCGCGUGUCUGGAAGAAGUGAAAACUUUCCUGGGCAGCAAAGGGCUCACCUUUCCUGAGCUGGAACAGCCAGAGUGGCUGGAAAAGCUACACUUCAUGGUAGACAUGAAAGCGCACCUGAACACGCUGAACACAGCUCUUCAGGGGAAAGGACGCACAGCCCUGCACAUGUUGGAGGAUGUCCUGGCAUUCGAGCGCAAGUUGACAGUGCUUGCCAGAGAUUUACAGAAAGGCACUUUGUCUCACUUCCCCAAUUUGAGAGAGUUCAAACAAGGUCACGACAUGAUAAUUUCGGAGUAUUUACAUUCUGCAAUCAUCGCAAUGCAAACAUCGUUUGGGAAACGCUUCUGUGAGUUCAGAGAGGAAAAAAACACAUUAUCCUUCCCGGUCACUCCCUUAAGCAUCGAUCCUUCCCUACUGAAUACGACUGCAUUGGCAGGUGUGAGUCAACCUGAUCUUGAGAUGGAACUGGCCAACAUAGCCGACAAAGACAUAUGGGUGUCCAGGUUUAGACGCUUGACAGCAGAGCUUGAAGAUGUUGCCCGUCAGAAGGCCGUUCUUGCUCAGAAUCACAAAUGGAGUGAUAUUGAAAACCUUCCAAAACCGGACAAACUUGUGUUCGAAACAUGGAAUGCUAUGCCCGACAUUUAUGUAAACAUGAAAAAGUAUGCGCUUGGAGUCCUGUUGAUCUUUGGAUCCACAUAUGUAUGUGAGCAAGUGUUCUCCAACAUGAACUUUAUUAAAAACAAACAUCGCGCACGCCUCACAGAUGACAGCUUGCGAUCCUGUGUAAAGAUGAAGGUGACGUCAUACAGCCCUGAUGUGCAGACGCUGUGCGCUGAGGUCCAGGAGCAGAAAUCCCAUUAACCAAGUAUGAUAAAUAUUUUAAUUGCCUAUUAUUUUAUGUAUAUUCAUAUUUUUUCAUUGUUCAGUGAAAUAGUCCUUUUAUUUUUCAGGCUGACAGCUGGCUGAUGUUAUUUUUGGUUUGCUGCUGGCGGAAAAUUUAAGUUCGGCGUUUUUCAUAAAUACAAGAAGGACUCAAAUAGACAUUGAGUAUUUUACUUAAAAGUAACUUUCAACCCAACGUCUUUUUUUCGGAGUUCAAAAUGUUUUUGUUGCAUGCAGAAAUGUAAUUUCGUUUUCUCUGCAGGAGUUCAUCAAUUUCAUAAAUGCAACACAUUAUAGUUUGUUUAUACAUAGCAUAAAGGCAAAAAAAACGUUGUAUGCAGUGUUAUUUCAUUUUAAAUGUCAAACGGGUUUUGCGGCUCCCAGUGUUUUCUUUUCUGUGGGAAACGGGUCCAAGUGGCUCUUUCAGUGGUAAAGGUUGCUGACCCCUGCUCUAUACCUAUGCUGAUUGAAGCCAGUGACGUCCUUCAUGCCUCUCCACGCUGCUCGUGUGCUACUCUACCCAGGCUUGCUCUCCAGCUCUCUCCUGUAUUCCUCUUUAGCCACCUUGAUCUGAUCUUACCAGGGUUCUCAGAACAUUCCUAAGCAGCUUUUCAUUUGCAAGUACAAAGAGCUGCAACCAGACUAGAACAAUCUCUCUGGAGCAGAUCUUUAACAACACAGAUAGGAUGUCACUGGGGUACAAAGCCUUUGCUGUAUCAAGUGCAUUCACCUAUU
Molecule: messenger RNA, 5440 nt
Organism: Hypanus sabinus (Atlantic stingray)
Lineage: Eukaryota; Metazoa; Chordata; Chondrichthyes; Myliobatiformes; Dasyatidae
Product: general transcription factor II-I repeat domain-containing protein 2A-like
Exons: 2
Coding region: 3527-4684 (385 amino acids)
Source: RefSeq, a predicted model, not a curated record